Vairimorpha ceranae is the source of this 216-nucleotide messenger RNA. RefSeq lists its product as hypothetical. The record is from RefSeq and is a predicted model, not a curated record. The transcript has a single exon. Gene Ontology annotation, biological process: protein import into mitochondrial matrix. Gene Ontology annotation, cellular component: PAM complex, Tim23 associated import motor. Bases 1 to 216 code for a protein of 71 amino acids. Gene Ontology annotation, molecular function: ATPase activator activity. Lineage: Eukaryota; Fungi; Microsporidia; Nosematidae.
AUGUUACAAAAAUUUUUUCCCUUUAAAUUUCCUUUAACUUCUUUUAAUAGAAUUAUGGAUAAAUCUGAAGCGUUAAAGAUAUUAGAUAUGAGAAAAGGGGAAACUAUUGAUAAAAAAUACAAAAUUCUUAUAAAAAUAAAUCAUCCAGAUAAAAAAGGCUCUUCUUAUCUUACUAGUAAAAUAAACGAAGCAUAUAAAAUGUUAAAAGAGAUAUAA